Mesorhabditis spiculigera is the source of this 810-nucleotide messenger RNA. NCBI's taxonomy places the organism in Eukaryota, Metazoa, Nematoda, Chromadorea, Rhabditida, Rhabditidae. The record is from the annotation of a GenBank genome assembly.
AUGACCGGCCUCUACUUCGUCGCCUCCAUGAUCCUCGAGAAGCUUGCAUCCAGCCCGAUUGAAAUUUCACCCCCACAUUGGCUCGGCUCGUCUCCAUCCUUAGUCUCGUCUUCCCGAUGCCAAAGUCCACGAAGCAUGAGAACGCGGCGCAGAAGUACGCAGCUCCGGCUCAUGCUGUUAAUCAGGCAAGGCGUGGGACGUGGGCUACCCCUCGAGCGGUUAGGCCCGACAGCUACGCCACAAGCCAUCAGAUAUUCAAAAAACUUUAUUGAGGCGAUCUUCUUCGCCGCGUUCCUCAUCUACGGUCUGGUGAUCGUGUUCAGCUUCGUUGUGGUCCAGCGCAAGUUCGGCACCGACGAGGUGGUGUGCCCGGGCCGCGAGCUCGAGGGCAUCUACACCCAGGAGAUCUACCGCUUCAGGAGCAAGGUGCCGUGGUUGGUGCAGAAGAUGUUGCCCGAAGAGGCGUUCGAGCUGCACGAAGAGUCGUGGAACGCCUACCCCUACUUCAAGACGGUCAUUACGGACCCCGGCUACAUGAAGAAGAGCUUCCGAUUGGAGAUCGAGUCGAUGCACCAUCAGGACGCUGGCGACACGAACAAUGCCCUCAACACCAAGCACAAGAAGCGCGAGGUGAUCGAGCUGAACAUCUACGACGACCAGCGCCCCAAGUCGUCGGAGAUCAACGAGAAGAACGACCCCCGGCAGGUGCGCAGUGAGAAGAUGGAGAUCGGGCCGUUGGAGGAGGACUGGAUGGAUGCUGAGGAGGUGUCGGUGGUGUGCGCCUACAAGCUCGUCUCCGUCACGUUCAAC